CUUCAAUGCUGGAGUUAUUCCUCACAUGCUUAGUAUCGGCGUAUCAGAGCCAGUACACAUUAUUAAUGCAGCUCUAGGUUUUCCCACGCCUGUUGUCUCUGUGCGGUGUUUUUAAACGCAGUCGGUAUAAUUGCGGUAAUGGAGUGUCGUGUGUUGUCCAUUCAGAGUCAUGUUGUCAGGGGAUACGUCGGGAACAAGUCGGCAACGUUUCCGCUGCAGGUGCUGGGCUUUGAAGUGGACUCUAUCAACUCUGUGCAGUUCUCCAAUCACACAGGCUACGCCCACUGGAAAGGUCAAGUACUGACAGCCGAGGAGCUAAAUGUGCUUUAUGAGGGCAUCAAGCUCAAUAAGGUGAACCACUAUGACUACAUCCUCACAGGGUACAGCAGAGACUCGUCCUUCCUGGAGAUGGUGGUUGACAUUAUUCAAGAGCUGAAGAAAGCAAAUCCCAGCCUGGUAUAUGUUUGUGACCCUGUUAUGGGAGACCACGGUGCUAUGUACGUUCCAGAGUACCUGCUUCCCGUAUACAGGGACAAAGUAGUGCCUUUGGCCGACAUCCUCACCCCCAACCAGUUUGAAGCAGAGCUAUUAACAGGGAAGAAAAUCACCACAGAGGCAGAUGCUAUUGAGGUGAUGGACUUGCUUCAUAAAAUGGGUCCAGAGACCGUUGUCCUCACUAGCACGGACCUACCCUCAAAACAUGGCGACCAGUUCCUGGUGGCCCUUGGGAGCCAAAAAAUGGUGAAACCAGAUGGGACCAACACCAGUCAGAAAAUCUGCAUGGACAUCCCUAAAGUGGAUGCUGUGUUUGUGGGGACAGGAGACCUGUUUGCUGCCAUGUUGCUAGCCUGGACUCACCAUCACCCCAAAGACCUGAAGACUGCCUGUGAAAAGACUGUUUCAGUCAUGCACCAUGUCAUUAAGAGGACCAUUACUUAUGCCAAUGAAAUGGCUGGCCCUGGGAAAAGGCCCAGUCCUGCACAACUGGAGCUGAGGAUGGUUCAGAGCAAAGCCGACAUUGAGAAUCCUGCCACUGUAGUGGAAGCAAAGGUUUUAUAAAAGCCCUCACACUGAAGGCCGUAACAUUAUUGUGAACAUUCACACUGCGACGGUACAAAUCAGCUUGAAAUCUGGGCAGUCCGCCAGACACAUGUAGGAUCUUCACAUCAAAGACUUUCACGUGUCUCUGCCUUACAGAAUCUCUGAAGGAGUACAACAGUGUUUUCAUGAAAGGGUUCAGCAGGAUUUAUUGUAUGUAGAUUCUGCUGAGAAACACUGGAAUCACUGCCAUAUGCGUCUGUACUAUGGCCUGUGUAGACAUCAUCUGCCAUUCAAAAGAAAAAAGGACAUUACCCAACUAUGUUUAGGGUUAAAGAUAGUGUAAGUGUACUUGAAUCCUCCUUAACAUGGUGGAAAUUAUUUCUUGCUAGAAAACAAUUCAUCUUAAAUGAAGCUGAAUAGAUGCAUGCAUGACCAUGCCUCUACUUGUUUUGGCUAUGAUCCAAAGUAAGGACUAGUCACAUUUAAUUAAAGUGUGUUGCUCACAAGGCAUUAUAAGCACAUCAAUAUACAAUUUAUAAUGUAAUGAAAAUAUAAUGAUUUAGGAAGUAAUGCAAAAUGCAAAAGCAAAGGGGUUAAAGGUCCAGUGUGUAGGA
Molecule: messenger RNA, 1655 nt
Organism: Plectropomus leopardus (leopard coralgrouper)
Lineage: Eukaryota; Metazoa; Chordata; Actinopteri; Perciformes; Serranidae
Product: pyridoxal kinase-like
Biological process (GO): pyridoxal 5'-phosphate salvage
Cellular component (GO): cytosol
Molecular function (GO): pyridoxal kinase activity
Source: RefSeq, a predicted model, not a curated record